This is a messenger RNA of Meloidogyne enterolobii, 1116 nucleotides long. The record is from the annotation of a GenBank genome assembly. Lineage: Eukaryota; Metazoa; Nematoda; Chromadorea; Rhabditida; Meloidogynidae.
AUGGGUAGUUCUACAAUUAAAUUGUUGGAUGAAACAAGUUAUCAAUCAACUUAUAAUAGAAUUAAACAAAAACAUGGAAGGAGAAUAAUUGAGGACUGGACAGAAAGAACAGAUCCAUUAAAAUAUGUAAUUGAAGACUGUGGAAUAGCAGCAUAUUUAAUAGAAUUGUUCAAAUCUUACCCAAAUUUGGCACCAAAAAGAGGCUUUGCAGAUUUGGGUUGUGGGAAUGGUCUUUUAGUAAAUUUGUUGGAAAAAGAAGGAAUUCGAGGAGGUUUUGGUUUGGAUGUUAGAAGGCGUAAAAUUUGGUCAAAAUUUGAAAAAGAGGGAACUGAACUGAAAGAAAUUGUAAUUAAUCCUGAUUGUUUGGAUAGUAUGGAGGUUAGUUUGCAGGCAAUCUUUUGUUUAACGGAUUUUUCGUUUAACGGGAUUUUUUGUUUAACGGGAUUAUAUGUCUCUCUUCAGGGCGCCUGUGUAGUUGACCACUUUCUCGUUUGGAAAAGAUUUAGAAAUACUGGGUGGGGGCUAACUCAAGGAAUACCAACUCAAGAAACAGACAAGUCAAGGAACGACAAGUCAAGGAAAAGACAGGUAUUGAAUUCUGUUGACUUUUUAAUUGGAAAUCAUUCUGAUGAAUUGACUCCGUGGAUACCUAUUUUGGCUGCAAGACUUGGCUGCAAUUUCUUCCUUCUUCCCUGUUGUCCAUACAAUUUCUUUUCAAAAUUUUGUAAAGCAACCCCCUCAGCCCAACAAAAGAAGGAUGGCAUAAUUAUUGGUGGAUUACAAGACCAAUUUUACAAAUAUUUAGAAAAUAUAAUUAUUCGGCUUGGAUUUAAUUUAAUGAAAGAUCAAUUAAGAAUACCUUCAAGAAAAAAUAAAUGUUUUAUUGGAAUAAUACCAGAAACUGGACUUGUACAAAAUUUGGAAGAAGUAAUUAAUGAAUUAUUAUUGGCUGCUAAAAUUUUUAAAAAAUCGUUUGCACCUAGACCGGCAAUAGAAAAAGUUAGAAAUUGUUCAAGACUUCCAUUAGAUGCUAAAAUUGAUCUUGCAAGGAGAGUUGUCGAUUAUUUAAUGAAAAAGCAACCGGAAAAUAUCAAGUUUGUUUUGAAUAUUUUUUAA